CGCGAGAACACACAUUCACCCACAGCUCUCUCUCUCUUUCUCUCCCUCCCCCUCUCUCUCUCUCUAACAGCGGCUAAGACUUGACUGAACUGGAGAGCCUGCAUUCAAACUCCAUAAUUAACUUGUAAACUAUGCUCAAGUCCACACAUACCCAACAUAUUCUUAUUCUCAAGUAGUUAUCUUUUUUCACUAAUUUCAGAGGACCAAACAAGUGAAUGUAGGGCUCCCUAUUAUGGUUAAUUCUACUCAAUUACUUAAAGCUCCUCCGGCGUCCUGCCCUUGACUGUUGAAUCGGAUUCCCUUCAAAAUGGUUCCACGAGGAGCUCCUAACACACUUAGUACUUCCCAGUCUGUCCCGUCUUCACUGUUGCGAUCAAAUUCUGCUCUGUUGGGUGGUCAGGGAGGUUCCAUCUCAUCACAGGGUGAUUUCCCCUCUGUCUCAUCCCCGCGUAUGCAAUUUGGUAACAUGAAUAAUAUGCUCGGGAAUGGCUCCAAUGUUACGUCUCUACUGCAUCAGUCGUUUGGAAACAGGGGGCCUAAUCCUGGGUUCUCUGGACCCGGGAGUACUCAAAGAGGUCUUGUUGACAAUGGCGCUGAAUCUGAUCCACUUUCUAGUGUUGGGAAUGGAAUGGGAUUCAAUGUGCCACCUUCAUCAUUUGUUCCAAUGGCCACAUCCACGAAUUCUGAUAUGGCUGCCCAAGUUCAGGGACAAAAGUUUCUUAGUGCUUCUGGGAACCAAAUGUUUACAGACCAACACCAAUCCCAACAACUGGAUCCCUUGAGUUUCCAGCAUAAUCAACAGCUCCCACAGUUCUCUACCCCUGACGGUUCUCAGACACAGCAGCUUCAUUCGAUGCAAAGUGGAUUAGGAAAUGUUGCUUCUGUUAAACCAGAGCCACAGGUUGCCAAUGAUCAAAUGCCACUGCAAUUGCAAGCUUCACAAAACAUGGCCACAGGGAAAUUGGAACAGCAGCAGAUAGAAAACAUGAGAGGUUUGGCCUCUCAGGUUCCCAGUCAAUCUCCACAUCACUUGCAAGCUUUACGGAAUCUUGCCUCAAUGAAACUGGAACCGCAACAGCUACAAAGCAUGAGAGGUCUGGCGCCCAUCAAAAUUGAACCACAACAUGCUGAUCCAUCUUUGUUUAUUCAACAGCAACAACAGUUACUUCAAAUGUCUAGGCAGUCACCUCAAGCUGCUGCCAUGGCCCAGCUUUUGCAUCAACAAAGACUUAUGCAGUUCCAUCAACAGCACCAACAACAACAUCUCUUGAAGGGUGUGCCUCAACAAAGGAAUCCACUUCAGCCACAAUAUCAACCAUCGAAUAUAUCUUUUAGAUCUCAAGCAAAACCAUUUUAUGAGCCUGGGAUGUGUGCACGCAGAUUGACUAAUUAUAUGUAUCAGCAACAGCACAGACCUGAGGACAACAAUAUUGAAUUUUGGAGGAAAUAUGUAGCAGAGUAUUUUGCUCCCAAUGCUAAGAAAAAGUGGUGUGUCUCAAUGUAUGGAAGUGGCCGUCAGACAAAUGGGGUCUUUCCUCAGGAUGUCUGGCAUUGUGAAAUAUGCAACCGCAAGCCUGGGCGUGGGUUCGGUAUGAUAUUGUGUCAUUCACAUGUACUUUCGCAUAAUUGCACAGCCAUCUGUUAUCAUAUUCAUGUUUUCUUUUUCCUGAAAUGUUGGGUUUUUGUUAUAUACUCUGUAUAGAUGCGUAAACCUGUCAAUCCCUCAAAGCAUACGUGUGAGAAUACUUUAGCAGUUUUUCUUGUUCAUAUAGUGCUUUACUGCUCCCUCUGCCACAUAAAAAGUUCACACUGUGUGGGCACACUACUUGAGAAAAGUCAGAAAACUGGGAAAAAUUAAUAGCAUAAAGAUAAAACACAAUAUUUGAGGUAGUUGGUUGGGUAAGAGGGAAAAAGAAAAGAGGAAGUAGUUG
This is a messenger RNA of Cuscuta campestris, 1931 nucleotides long. NCBI's taxonomy places the organism in Eukaryota, Viridiplantae, Streptophyta, Magnoliopsida, Solanales, Convolvulaceae. The record is from the annotation of a GenBank genome assembly.